UCGUCACUUUUGUUUUACUGUCUUUUGGGCAGACGAGGUUCUUUUCUUAAAUUUUUGUAUUCCUCUUCAGAACCAGAACGAACAACUCACUCUACUCAAGUACCAUAAACUAGGGUUUCUGAUUUAAUCAUCUUUCUCGAUUUCGAUUCACCAACUUCUCUACUGAACUUCAUUUGUUAUCUGCUUUAUGGAAAUCGCUGCAUUUCUUGAUCGUUGUUCCAACCAUCGAAGCAUAUUUGUCCCAUAGAUUAUCUCUCCUUUUCCUGUCUUUUAAUAGAACUUUGUCUAUUCGAAUUCGACAUUUAGUUGCAGGAUGAAUCCUGAAAGUGGGGUGGCGUUGGAAAACCAAGGUGGUCUUGUGGAAAUUACUACUUCGGUUGAUGGAUUAGCUUUGAGUAUGGACAAAGAGAACAGCAAAGUUGUUGAUGUUUUGGAUGUAAAUGUUGUUUCUGAAGAUAUGUUGAAUGCAGAAGAACGGAAUACUACUGAAGUAGCAAUUGAAGCUUCUACGACUAUUCCCAUAAGUUCAAAUUCUUCUGAGAAACCUGUUGUUGGGGAUGGUCAUGGACUAAAGAACAUUAAAACAACCAAGGUUCAACCUAAUAAGAAAGGUUCAACAGCAGUUUCUAAGACCCAAAAGAGCCUUUCUCAGAGUCUUUCUUUCCCAUCAAGGGGGGCUGCCGGCAAUGGUUUGAAGAAGAGCCUUGAUAGUAAGCCAGCUAAAACAAAUGCUCGGCAUUCUCGAACAAACGGGGAAGCUGAGGAUGAGGCAUCCAAAGAGACAGUUGCUGCUCGCCUUAGUCGUCCAAUCAGGAGGGUCUCCACUGGAGCCAGUUCUGUGAAUGCAAAGCCCACUGCUAGGAGGGCUACGUUGGCAGCCGUGCCUAAUGCUCAAGGAUCUGUGUCCACAAAGGCGGCCUCUGGGAGUGCAACUGUCAAUGACAAGAAGCCAUCAGUAGAAGAGAAGCCAUCAUUAGAAGUCACCCAAUCAGAUGAUCAAGAUUCAAAGCAAGUGGGGAAGUCACAGCUUGCAGAAGAUGACGAAGAUACACACUCCAUUACAUCAAGUACCACUCCUUGCGGGUCGCAGAGAGAUGGUUCUGGAUUUGCUUUCAGACUGGGUGAGCGUGCUGAAAAGCGAAGAGAGUUUUAUUCUAAGCUAGAAGAGAAGAUCCACGCCAAGGAAAUGGAAAAAACUGAUAUGCAGGCGAAAUCUAAGGAGAGCCAGGAGAAAGAAAUCAAACAACUCAGGAAGAGCUUGGCAUUCAAAGCUACGCCAAUGCCAACUUUCUACAAAGAACCCAUUCCUCCAAUUGAACUAAAGAAGAUUCCAACAACACGGCCAAAAUCACCAAAACUCGGAAGGAACAAGACUUCUGGUGCAGUAGAUAAUAACUCUUCAGAAGGAGGUGGAUCUUCUCAGAGCCCCAAAAGGAGCAGCCUGGACCUCAGCAAAUCUUCCAAAAGACAGUCUGUGGACACCAAUGGAGACUCAGUUUCUUCUAAGACACCAGUUAGGAGGUCAUCCCUCUCCAAGCUCCCAUCGAAGAAGUCAAUAACCACCAAAACUGAAGAAAAGCUUCCAACUACAAAGCCUAAAUCAGGAGAUCCAAAUGUUGAUAAUCAAAAGGUCGUGUGUAGCGGUGUAGCAGGAGAGGUCGAAGGGAACACAGCAAACACUGUGGAGGACCCUUGCAUUGAAGCCAAAUCUAGCAUCGAGGAGAACAAAUGCAAUUCCUCGGAGAACCCUUCCCAGGAAAGCGAAUCUAUUUCAGAACAUCCUGUUGUUGGAGAAGGGGGUCAUCCUGAACUUGCUUGAUCCUGAGAUUACUUGUUAAAGGUGGUGAGACUUGUACUCUCCAUGUCUCUGCUGUGUUACAUUUUGUGCAGGUUUUUAAGCUCCAAGGCUCUGUGAAUAGCAAGGGUUUGUGGGUUUAUAUGUUGUUGGUGCUUCUUCUUGACACAUCAAAUUUUAGUUCAAUGUGAGGUAAAUAUAAGUAUCAUGCCUAUGUUUGUAAGGAGAGUCACUACUCACCAGUAUCUUCACAAAACCUUGGUUUACAUUUCUUUCUUUUUUUCUUUUUUAUAUAUCCCAAGGAGAUUUUAGACGGUUCAUUCAGAAAAAUCAAAAUUUUAAUCUAGAGUUUGUCAAGUGGUGUCCUGCUGUAAAUUGUUCGUUGUGCUCGUUAGGAAAUGUGUACUCUUUAUUUUUCCUAUGCGAUUGGAGUCAUCUUUUGUGGUACGUGUUCAUUGUUUCUUCAUUCAUUUUAUUCA
Molecule: messenger RNA, 2274 nt
Organism: Papaver somniferum (opium poppy)
Lineage: Eukaryota; Viridiplantae; Streptophyta; Magnoliopsida; Ranunculales; Papaveraceae
Product: protein WVD2-like 4
Exons: 9
Coding region: 314-1819 (501 amino acids)
Molecular function (GO): microtubule binding
Source: RefSeq, a predicted model, not a curated record